Sus scrofa (pig) is the source of this 796-nucleotide messenger RNA. RefSeq names its product NHP2 ribonucleoprotein (gene NHP2). NCBI's taxonomy places the organism in Eukaryota, Metazoa, Chordata, Mammalia, Artiodactyla, Suidae. Gene Ontology annotation, molecular function: RNA binding. Gene Ontology annotation, cellular component: nucleolus. The record is from RefSeq and is a predicted model, not a curated record.
UGACCCGGAAGCGAUUUCUGAAGCGCCGGCCGCGUGUACUCGGUUCUUGGGCACUUGGUUGCCGAGUUGCUGCCAUGACCAAAAUAAAGGCAGAUCCCGACGGGCCGGAGGCCCAGGCAGAUGCGUGCUGCGGGGAGCGCACUUAUCAUGAACUGCUGGUGAAUCUGAACCCCAUCGCGCAACCCCUGGCUUCUCGCAAACUGACACGGAAGCUCUACAAAUGCAUCAAGAAAGCCGUAAAGCAGAAGCAGAUUCGGCGCGGGGUGAAGGAGGUUCAGAAAUUUAUCAACAAAGGCGAAAAAGGGAUCAUGGUUUUGGCAGGAGACACGUUACCUGUUGAGGUAUACUGCCAUCUCCCAGUUAUGUGUGAAGACCGGAAUUUGCCCUACGUCUAUAUCCCCUCUAAGACGGACCUGGGUGCAGCUGCCGGCUCCAAGCGCCCCACCUGUGUGAUAAUGGUCAAGCCCCAUGAGGAAUACCAGGAGGCCUAUGACGAGUGCCUGGAGGAGGUGCAAGCCCUGCCCCCACCCAUGUGAAGGACUUAGGCAACACCCUGGGCACCUGCUCCGGAAGCUGUUGGGCUGUUGGCAGGUCAGCUGAUUGCCCUCCUGCUGCCCACACUCACAGCAUCUCUGUGGUCCCCCGAAGCACAUAUUCCUUCCAGACAGCUCCAGUAGCUAUUUCAUGACAGCAAAGCCAGCAUCUUCUCCAUCAAUGCAGUUUCCUGUUGAGCUUCAAUGAAGAUAGUUCCAAGAAUGUGAUGGGGGGGGGGGGAGUAAAUGCUAAAACUAAAAUA